Messenger RNA from Diospyros lotus (date-plum), 986 nucleotides. Its product is annotated as ADP-ribosylation factor 2. NCBI's taxonomy places the organism in Eukaryota, Viridiplantae, Streptophyta, Magnoliopsida, Ericales, Ebenaceae. Gene Ontology annotation, cellular component: cytoplasm. The coding region runs from base 181 to 726 and encodes 181 amino acids. The transcript has 7 exons. Gene Ontology annotation, molecular function: GTPase activity; GTP binding. The record is from RefSeq and is a predicted model, not a curated record. Gene Ontology annotation, biological process: vesicle-mediated transport; intracellular protein transport.
UGGAAGAGAAGGGGUAUUUUCGCUAUUUUCAAGAAAGCGAACGGCAAUUUGAAGGCCAAACUCUUCCGUAUUUAAUCCCUGUGGCGUUGACGCUCCUUCCCCCAAAAUACCGAGCGUUGGUUCUAGGCUUUCCCCCACCCCCUUCUCGCUCUCUCGCAGGAUCCACCACAAGGAAGAAAAAUGGGGUUGACAUUCACCAAGCUUUUCAGCCGACUUUUUGCCAAGAAAGAGAUGCGUAUCCUUAUGGUAGGUCUUGAUGCUGCUGGUAAGACCACCAUCUUGUAUAAGCUCAAGCUUGGGGAGAUUGUAACUACAAUUCCUACCAUUGGCUUUAAUGUUGAAACUGUUGAGUACAAAAAUAUCAGCUUCACUGUGUGGGAUGUUGGUGGUCAGGACAAGAUUCGUCCGUUGUGGAGGCACUACUUCCAGAACACACAGGGCCUCAUUUUUGUGGUUGAUAGCAAUGACAGAGACCGUGUUGUUGAGGCAAGGGAUGAAUUACAUCGUAUGUUGAAUGAGGAUGAGUUGCGAGAUGCAGUGUUGCUUGUAUUUGCUAACAAACAAGAUCUUCCAAAUGCGAUGAAUGCUGCUGAAAUAACUGACAAGCUCGGUCUCCACUCCCUCCGACAACGUCACUGGUACAUCCAGAGCACUUGUGCAACCUCUGGGGAAGGGCUGUAUGAGGGGUUGGACUGGCUCUCCAACAACAUCGCUAACAAGGCAUGAGGUAAUGAAGAGUGAGAUGUGGGUUGGUCCUGGAUGCAGGGUGGUUUUUAUCUAGUCUCUUUUCGUUCCUUUCAUCUGUCAGACAAUGUGUGACUAUUUGAGUUUUAAUUUUCAAAAAGGGGUUUCACUUGUCAUUUAGGGUUUUGGCAAUGGCUAUGUCUAAUAGAAUGUUUUGGUGAGAGACUUGUAUUUGCAAUCAUUGUUUAGAUUCGAAUAUAUAAUGCUUAUAACUGAUACUAAUUUGGUGUUUUAGUUGUCAA